This is a messenger RNA of Pomacea canaliculata, 3797 nucleotides long. RefSeq names its product dnaJ homolog subfamily C member 8-like. Bases 24 to 830 code for a protein of 268 amino acids. The record is from RefSeq and is a predicted model, not a curated record. The transcript has 9 exons. NCBI's taxonomy places the organism in Eukaryota, Metazoa, Mollusca, Gastropoda, Architaenioglossa, Ampullariidae. Gene Ontology annotation, cellular component: nucleus.
CAACAAAACCUGACAUUACAAAAAUGGCGACCACAAGCAGUGGUUGGGAAGCAUCAUCGGCCGACAACAAUACAGAUACUGCCUCACCUGAAAGCAACGAAGAUCAGAAAUCAGAUGAUUUUGUGACAGAAAAGAAUGAAGAUUUUGAUCAGUUUUAUCAAGAGGUGAAGGCGAUCGAGCACAGGGACUCAGUAUUGACGUGUAAACAACAAAUUGACCGCCUAACACGACCAGGAGCUACCUACUUCAAUCUCAAUCCGUUUGAUGUUCUUUGUAUUGAUCCAGACACACCACUGGCAGAUAUAAAGAAAAAAUACAGACAGAUGUCCAUACUGGUUCACCCUGAUAAAAAUCCUGAAGAUAUAGAGAGAUCACAAAAAGCUUUUGAAGCGGUUAAUAAGGCUUAUAAGACACUGGAAAAUGAAGAGGGUUUAAAGCGAUGUGUGGAAAUAGUGGAGGAAGCCAAGACACGGACAAAUGAAAUGAUCAAACAGAAAAAGAAGCAAUUGAAAAAAGAGGGAAAACCCCAAGAAAUUCCUGAGGAUCAUCCAGAUAAGUACAAGCAUGCUGUGUACGUCCAAACCUGCAAACUGUUUGCUGACCUUGAGAGGUUGAGACAGGAACGGGAAACCAAGGAGAUGCAUGAAAGGAAAAGAAAAGCAGAAGCUGAAGCUGAAGAAGCAGAGAGACAGGAGCUAGAGAAAGAGUGGAAAAAGAACUAUGAGGAAAGCCGUACUGGAAGAGUUGACAGCUGGAGAAGUUGGUCUAAAGGUGGAAAGAAAUCAAAAGGGUCAUUUCGUCCUCCCAAAGUCAAGACAGAAAAUCGUUAACCCAUCUGUUAACCUGUUAGCUAUUCCUUGUGCAUCCAGAAAUUUUUACUGUGAAAAAUUAAUGUUUGAAAGUUAGACCUUCCUGUUUAAUUAGCACGAAAAAGAAACCAUGUGAAAAAGUGAGCCAUCAAUAAGCAACUUGGGGGUAAAAAUCCCAUCUCACUGAGGAAAAAAGAUUUAUUUACCAGGAAAAGUCAAACCCCAUACAGGUGUAAUCUUAUGUGACUUAAAAGCUGGUUCAGAGACAUUCUGGACUCUGUGAUGAAUGCGUUUUUACAGUCUCAUCAUUGUCUGUAUCUGGAACAGUUGAUCUUAUACUGAAUAACCUUUCCCACUUUAUCCCAAAAAUAAGACAUUGGGAUAAAUAUUGGCUUCCCUGGCCUAGCAUUUAUUUCAUUUUGUUUGAUUAAAAAUAAUUGUCUAUGCUUAUUGCAGUACACGUUUGAGACAGACAUUAAAAUUUUAAUAAAAUGGAGUGUGUUUAGAAAGAAUGUAUAUAUGUGCGAUCACUGUAUUCAUUGGGUUUUUAAGCUAUUCGUUUAUAAAGGUCUGAUGAUUUCAUCUUUUUCUUAUACCCCUUCAUUUGUGCCGAGAACUAGAAAUUGGAAUGUAUCCUAUUCCUGAGACCAGGGUCACAGUUGCUGAGGAAAACAUAAGAGGAAUCAUAUGUCUUAUAUUUGUUUCCUCAAAUGAAGGUCCUUGUAAGUCAUAUUUCUUUAGCAUUACUAAUAUGGCAAAAAGAAAAUAUAUUGUCUCUCAUAGGAAACUGGUACAGAAAACACUGUUCAGAGGGUUUUUAAAUGUUUAGUAUGCCAUUUCAGUUGAGCCCAGCAUGGAUGUGUUUAUGUACAAAGGAGUCAGUGACCUGGUAAAGAUAUUCAAGGUAUUGUUUGUGAUUUUGUACACCUUAAGAGAGUAUUCAGAUGUUUUAAACUAAUGCUAUUGCUUCACCAAAUUAUUUGAGCCCAGAUUAACAGAUAAAGGCAUGAAUAGAUGUUGUGGUUACUGAAAUAACAGGGAUUCAAAAACUGUGCUUUGCAUCUACUAUGUUAUUUUGGUUGCUAUUGUUAAUUGCAUCACAAAAUUGCAGACUAAGUCUAAAACAUAACAUUUUUAAUAAGUCAGUGGACUUGGGGGAAGGUGAAGUUUUUUUUUAAUUUUGUAAAGCUUUUAGAAUUUAUUUAUAUUAUAGACUAUUAAAAACAGCAUAUUAAUGCUGACAGUAAAAUUGCUUUGUUCUUCACAUUGAGGUAUUCAAAGCUUUUUCCAAAUUUUGUUUCUUUUUAAUCUCAAAAACCUUUGCUUGAAUGUGAGAUUGUUCAAAGUGUACAUUUCUUAGCAUCUAUUAUUUUGAAAGGCUAGCUAGUGCAUUCCACUUGAAACAGACUCGGCAGCAGACCUAUAUUCAUCAAAUACCUUUUCAUCUCAGAGGAUCUGUCAUCACAAAGGUUCUUGGCUGUACAUAACAUUUGGAUUGUGUUCGGAAUAGGAGAUGUUCUCCUGUGUAUAUAAAGUGUAUAAGCACAGUUUCCCAUCUUUACCAUUUUCACUAUCAAUUGCUGUCGUGAGGUUUGCUACAAAAUCAUUGUUGUGGUCAGAUCUAAUAGAUGAGAGGGAUGUCAGCUAGGAUCAGUUUGCAACAUAUUUUGUCGUGUACUUUUUGUGACAAGUUCACACAAUAUUGUAAACAUCCUGUUGUUUGUGUUUUUUUGUGCUGCAGGAUGCUCUGCAUUACAGGCAAACAUGAAAAGUUGAAAAAUUGAUGCUAAAUUGUUUACAAUCAUCAUUCAUCUAGGAUUUCUUUUGGUCGGGGUAUUUAUUAUUUUUUUUAAUACCUUACAUCUGUUCCUUUUUUUUUUUUUCAUACACUUUCUGGCAUUUCGUACAGCAUUUCUGUUGCAGCGAUUCUGUAAUCGUCGACAAAAGUCAGCUGCUUUCAUAUUCGCAGGUUACUUAUUUUGGAAUGGUGUUAGUAGUUUUCAGAUUAAAAGCUAUUAUCAGAUUAUACAACCAUGCAUUAAGAUUGUAUUCAAAUUACUAAUUUAUUUAGCGCAUGGUCAUUGAAGCCACAAGGGUACAUUACAGUGGGUUUUAUUUUUGUUUACCUAAAUGACGUGUUUUGCUGUCCUCAAUAUGAACUUACUACUUUUUACCCAUCCCAUUAAAAGAUACACGUAUCGAUUCAUAUAUAUGCAUCUUUAAAGGAGGGCAUGAGUGCUUUAGUGGCCCGCAUUGAUUUAAAAAUAGUCAGCAUAUGCCUGUGUAACCUGUGUUUAACUUCCCCCCCCCCCUUUUCAAUGCUCUGCCUUGCCAUGGAGAGGUUCUUCAGCUCAGGCAAUUAUCGUUAUGGUAAUUUUUUCCUCUUCCUCCUCAUUUAGUCUGUCAAGACAUGGUCUGCUUCUGUUUCUAGAUUCUUUAAGUUCUCUGGGUUUGCAGAUGAAUUACUGACUACUUCAUGGAGCGCAGGCAACAAAAACUGCCUUUGUGAUAAAAAUAUUUACUAGAUCUUGUUCUUGAUGUGCGCAGUUAAAUUAUAACAUUAAAGUGUAAAAAACUUGAAGAGCACAACUUUUUUUUUUUUACUUUAUAGUCUUUAUUUAUGUGCUGCUAUUUUUUGUAUUUUCCUAGAUGCAGAUGUGUGAAAAUGUAAAACAGCCCAUUGUGACAGAAUAGUUUAGAGCUAUAUUAUCAUGAUUAUUAGAUAAUCCAGCACAGACUUGUGGCAGCUGUUAGAAAUUUCAGUACUGUUGUCAGCCAUUAAAUGUGAUUACAACAUUUGCAAGGACACAUUAUUUUUCUAAAACCGUACUUGAUUGUAGGGUUUUUCACAUUUCCAGAACAUAGAAAUUUAAGAGCUGCCUUUCAUCUCCAUUAACAUGUUUUCUGGUUGCCUCCUUGAUUUCCACAUCUCCAUUAACAUGUUUUCUGGUUGCCUCCUUGAUUUAAAUAAAAAGUGGUUAUACUUUU